Sphenostylis stenocarpa is the source of this 603-nucleotide messenger RNA. Lineage: Eukaryota; Viridiplantae; Streptophyta; Magnoliopsida; Fabales; Fabaceae. The record is from the annotation of a GenBank genome assembly.
AUGGUGUUUGACAAGGCCAUGAUGGGUUCCAGGGAGGGAUAUAUCACAUGGGGUCUACUGAGGGACAAAGGAUCACAUGGUACUUUCUCAGGGGUCUCUCUCAAACCUUCUGCGAUAAUUGCCAUCUCACACUUCUUUAAAAAAGAUGAUUGUCCUAUUCAGACACAGUACUAUACAACAAUGAAUCUAUCAUUCUUGAACCAACCUUCUUUCCAAGAGUUGUUGAGUCAUGCUGAGGAGUGCCAAGCUGAAAUCUCCGAUGAGGUACCUUCCUUGCCAUGGAAGGUGCAAAAUAAUAAUGGAGUUAACAUUAAGAAUCAGUACAACCAUGGGUUUCGUUUACCUGGUAGCAGAAAGAAAUUAUUUGCAGUCAAUCAAGCAUCUUCAAAAGCAGUGAAUGCACCAAAGGGCUACCUUGCACUCUAUGUUGGAGAGAAAAUGAAGCGGUUCAUGAUCCCUGUGUCAUACUUGAGCCAACCUUCGUUCCAAGACUUGUGGAGUCAAGCUGAGGAAGAGUUUGGAUAUGAGCACUCCAUGGGUGGUCUCACAAUUCCUUGCAGCGAAGAUCUCUUCCAACGUAUAACUUCUUGCUUGAAUGGAUAA